Messenger RNA from Osmerus eperlanus (European smelt), 4091 nucleotides. It is a transcript of the gene gnb1l, whose product is annotated as guanine nucleotide binding protein (G protein), beta polypeptide 1-like. Lineage: Eukaryota; Metazoa; Chordata; Actinopteri; Osmeriformes; Osmeridae. The record is from RefSeq and is a predicted model, not a curated record. Bases 63 to 1049 code for a protein of 328 amino acids. The transcript has 6 exons. Gene Ontology annotation, molecular function: protein binding.
AAUGGCAGCUGGUGUUGUUUCUUCCCAGUGGGGGGAGACGCCCAGGGCGUGUGACCAGAGCGAUGUCCCGCCCGCCCCCCUCUCCCCUGUACACCCUGCGGGGGGCUGGGGCGCCCCUAAACACCCUGCACUUCAGCUGUGAUGGAGGGGACCCCCCUCUGCUGUUCUCUGGGUCAGGCAAAGGGGCUGUUCACGUGUGGAAUCUGAACACCCGGAGAGCUGAGAAGGUUCUGGAAGGACACUCAGGGAGCUCUGUCAUCUGGCUGGACACGUUCCAGUCCAGAGAGUCCCUGAUCAGCCAGGGCCGGGACAUGCGGGUGUGCCUGUGGGACCUGAGUGAGGGCCGGGGCCUGCUGCUGGACUCCCUGUUCACCGGCUCUGUGGGCUUCUGCUGCUGCGGCCUGCUGCAGACGGGCCCUGGGGCUGGGCUCCUGGCCCUCCCCGGGGGCCACGCCGAGGAGGUGAAGGUGGUGGAGCUGCCGGGGAAGACGCCCGUCUGCUCACUCGUGCCCGACGCCAAGCUGGGGAUGGUCAUGUGCCUCAAGCUGUGGCAGCCAGACUCCAGCCCCGGCCCUCUCCUAUUGGCUGGUUACGAGGACGGCUCCCUGCUGCUGUGGGAUGUAUCCCAGAGGUCUGUGCUGAGCCGCCUGGCCGCCCACCUGGAGCCCGUCAUGUGCCUGACCUUUGACCCCCCCACGGGAAGAGGCGUCUCGGGCUCGUCGGAGAACAGCCUGUCCUCCUGGAGGCUGGACGGACAGCUCAACCUGCAGGCCCAGGACCCGGUUCCCCUGGUGAACCCGGGGGUCUCCCAACUGUGCGUCCGGGAGGACGGCAAGAUCCUGGCGUCGGCCGGCUGGGACCACCGCGUGCGGGUGUUCGGCUGGAAGAGGCUGCGGCCCCUGGCCGUGCUCCAGCAUCACACUGACAUGGUGCUCAGCGUGGCCUUCUCAGACCACCCAGACCCCACACACAGGCUUCUGGCCGCGGGCUCCAAAGACCGGCGCAUCAGCCUCUGGUCCAUAUACAACGACGCCUCGCACACUGGCUAAGGCGCCGAGUCCUUUGAGCUCUUCGGACAUGUGAACUCCUAAAUGAUAUCGGUGUUACCCCUCCAUAGAGAGUCCUCUACACUGUGAUCAAGGCCAUGGCAGAGUUAACUUAGGUUGAUGACUUGCAUGUCACAUUGUUGAUGUUGAUGUGAGGGGAGUGCCAUGUGUGUUACAACAAGCUUUUGUUUUUUUAAAUGUGCUGUGUGUGCUUCCCAGAUCACAGCAUUCACUGUUUUUCAUCCCUCCAUUUUUCUUUCACAAGUUGCCACCCAAGACCACAUACAUCUGCAUUCUAAACACUGUACAGUAUGAGUAAAAAAAAAAUGAAUUCAAAAAGUGUUCAGUCCAAAAGGCUGAUGUUUUAUUAUUUUUGUCAAAAUGUCAAAAUCUUAAAAAAUAUUUCAGUGUGUUUGCUCAUCUGGGGGGAGAUGUGCUUGAGGGGACUUGAAUUUGAGGUGUGAGUCUCACCUGAGUGACUGUGUAAUCCAGGCUUGUUUUUCUACCAGGUCUGAGUUUAACACGGACCCUGAUUUGACCUGGCCUGCUUUAUUCAAACAAGGUUAAUCACUGCAGCCGGGCAGAACACACAAAGCAGGUUUAAACGAGUGACAGUCACUAUUGUCCCAUAAUAACCUAAGGCAACUGAGUUUCUUUAGCAUUGCUUAGGUUUAUAUAUGUUUGAAUAGUAUAGGCCUGUGUACUGUGCACCCAGAGGCCAUAUUUGUUGAAAUUUAAAAUAUUUUUUAAUUAAUAAAAUAUGUUCUUUAUACAUGGAUUAAUUAUUACUCUAAGUAUCUGCACACGCCUUCUAUAAAAUCUGUAGAUUUUUCAUUUAAUUUGUCACAUUCAUGGUGUAUUCAAAGUCUGACAGGCAGGCUGGAAAAGAGAGGUCGUUUAUUCCCGUUUGAGAGUCAAUGCCGCUUCUAACAAUAUCCUUGUGAGUCAUCGAGCUGCAUGGAACUUCAUACUUUACACGGCCGUAUAGGCUACAGACGGGACUUCAAACAGCUUCGGGGCGUUCUGCUUCAUAAAGGACCCGUCUUGUGGGAUGACCCAGACUAGAGCAGGCCUAGACGCUACAGGAAGGCUAGUGCCAUCAUAGUGCCCGGACCGGCACAAACUCCGUGUUACCAGCUCAGAGGAAAGACAAGCCCCGCCAUUACCCGAGCUUCCCUGUCGUAGACCGUGUCCUUGUGUCCCUCCACUGUUCCUCCACACCUCCGUCCCUGACCUCUGCAGGGAUUCCCAUCUAUAAUAGCUUCCUACUUCUCCUGUAGACUUUGAACAAAUAACAGAGGUGACGGGGGGCGGCUUCCGCCCAUUCUCUGCUAAAUCAAAUACCAGGCAGUCCCUCGCAGUUGCGGGUUGAACGAGAAGAAACAAGCGAAGUGCGUCCACGUCGUAAAUCAACUCAUAAUAAAUGAUUUAGGAAGUCAAUAAAUGAACGGGUGCCCCAUGACGGUGCCGGAUACUGACAAAAUACUCCACGCCUCAAGUGUGUUCUCUUUAGUCUUUUAGGGAAAGGUUCAGCUAUGCUUUGUGAUUGGAUAGCUUCUGUAAUUAUGGGUUUAAUUAGGUGGUGACUGUUGCGUGAGCAGUACUGUGACUGACUGAAGAUAUAAAUGAAAAUUAACAAGAUUGUAAAAUCUUGUGCAUGCAGACGACUAGCUUGUUUUUUUUCUAUUGAUUGUAUGUGAAGCAUCACGGUUCCCGCUCUCUGGUGAUGACUUGCUUUUGUAUUCAGCAUAAAACGUCCAUCAUCGAUAGCAAAUUAAAUAUAAACUUUAAAACCUCUACGGUCGCUGAAAAGCGGGGGAAAAUAGGAACCACGUGCCCAAGGUAAACGAGCCCCGAGAGUCUGCAGUCAGGUAUGUUUUUAAUAUCUCUCCCCAGAUAUGCCAAGUUGCAGAGGUGCGGCAGCAGAAAUGUACACAAAGGUAAAACAAACCGAGUGCAACUCUGAUCGGCCUGUCACAACAGACCUUCCACAUGCAGAUGGGUGUCAAAAGAUGCGUUGGGUUCUUCUUCGUCUCCUCAUCUGUCAGUGGCAAAACAUUUGGCACCGUAUUUUGGGGAGGCUGGAGACAUCUGUGCAUAUUUAGAAAGACUAAAAAGUACGCGUUUGCUUUUCUUAAACGUCGUUUUAAAGUUGCUUGUUCCACAGGUUCAGCCUUAAACACACCAUGCACGCAAACGUGCGUGGAGUCGAAUGAAUGGAAUGCAGUUGAAUUUGUUUAAACAACAGAACAUGCGGUGUUGUUGUAGCUUAAAUGAUGUAGCCAUAUGUUAGGAAUGCAGCAUCUUCAAAUAUUUAUUGAGAUUUGUAUCAUGCGUUAGUGAUAGCCGUGUAAAGCAUUUGCGUUUCGAUUAACACCGAGCCUACGUUGAGAGAUGUCAUAUUUGUUUUAGGUUAUGUAAAGUUUUAUUUGAUGCUUGUAGAUAGAUCUAAUGUCCUCGCCAACUAAAAACUAUUAACCCAUAAUAAUAGGCCUAUUAGGCAUAGGCUACUGCAGUUCCGUGUGUCUCCUCUGGCGGGCAUGAUUUCAUUAAGGCAACUUCGAAGCUAUUUAAUAGAGUAGCCAAUGUCCAUAUUCAAUGUUUGUAUAAAUUUGUCUGUCUAAAUGUGACCUCUAAAAAUGACCUUAAAUUACUUGACCACUGCUGAGUUGAUAGAUCAACUGAGGGAUUUGUCAGCUUCGAUUUGACACUCAUGGGUGAAAUGGUCGAAAUAUUGUUUUUAGUUUCAUAUUCUCUUCCGUCUAAUAAAUAAUAGCCUACUUUGAAAAACCUUUGUUGUGUCAAAGCGGUAAUUAGUCGUCAGUUGGACGGUCAUUGGUCCUGUCCUCACCUGCCGGGCCCCAGCUAACUGCCAGCUGGAGAGGGGCACAGGUUCGACCACCGCCGGCCUCACAUCAAGGCGAAGCGCGGAAGGAUAAACACAGCUGGGUCGAUCUAACGGAAGAGUCCUGGGUCUCGGUAUCCUCGCCUUCCUGACGGCCAACUUCUGAUUACCUCUACCGGGAUUCGGCUCACGCGAAGGGA